UUUUCACGUUGAAAGGUGCCAAACACGAAAAAUCGUAUUCAGAAUUCAGUUAAACGAUCGACUUGGUGGAGAGUUGAAGGAAAUUUUUCGAUUUGAUAUUUGAGUGAAAGUUUUAGUGAGACUUUUUCUUACAUUUUAUUUUGUUUAAACGACCGAUCAGUAGUUUGAACAUCAAAAUGAUUUACGAUUUGGAUUACUAUUCGUAUCGUCCAUCGUACUACUAUUCGAGGCCACGAUACUACACUUCAUAUGUGCCGAGCUAUUUUGUGGGCGAUAGAUACUACAACUCUUACAGAUACUACCGGCCGCUCUACAUAUCACCAUUGAGUUAUGCAAGGACCCGUGCAUAUCUUCCAUCGUACGUACCCAAGUACAACAGCUAUGCAUCGCUCGACACAGUGACACCGUUAGGCAGAUUGAUGUCUUCAGUGUACCCAGAAGGCAUAAGAUACGAUUACACCUAUGGCAUGGACUUCAAUUCGGCCGCGCAAGACAUCCGUGCAUCAUCCGAAAAAUUAUUACAAGAUAUUCGUACACCGAGCACUCGAUAUACGCGCGCUUCUAGCUUGGAACCAAGUUAUAGCACUGACUUGGACUAUUACAGCGCAAGGAGAGCUGCAAGUCGAGCAAGGAUGAUGAGUGAAGAACCGGUCACCCGCACAGUAAUCACAACACGUCGCUACUUCUGCUAAAUGACACAUGAACAAUUCGAAAAUGAGAACAUCGCAUCGAUCGCUUUUCCAUGCCUUUAAAGCCUUCGGAUCUAAAAUAAUUUUGUAACUUUCGCUGCACACGUACGGCAUGAAUAAAUUGAGUGCAACG
Bradysia coprophila is the source of this 822-nucleotide messenger RNA. RefSeq lists its product as uncharacterized. NCBI's taxonomy places the organism in Eukaryota, Metazoa, Arthropoda, Insecta, Diptera, Sciaridae. The record is from RefSeq and is a predicted model, not a curated record.